CUUGCAACUUUUCGAAUUCCUCCUAGCAAGUCGAUUGAUUUGAUUGCGACCGCCAUUCAGUCCCAAUUCUUCCUCUCGACAACCACAUUUUCCGUGAGGUGCAACAGUCAAGAUGGGUGCCCUCAAAUACGUCGAAGAACUUCAAAAGAAGAAGCAAUCCGAUGUCCUUCGAUUCCUUCUCCGAGUCCGCUGCUGGGAGCUCCGACAAUUGAAUGUCAUCCACCGCGCAUCUCGCCCCUCGAGACCCGACAAGGCCCGCCGUCUGGGUUACAAGGCCAAGCAGGGAUAUGUCAUCUACCGUGUGCGUGUCCGACGUGGUGGCCGCAAGCGACCUGUGCCCAAGGGUGCCACUUAUGGCAAGCCCACCAACCAGGGUGUGAACCAACUCAAGUACCAGCGAUCUCUCCGAUCCACCGCUGAAGAACGUGUCGGUCGCCGCGCUGCCAAUCUGCGUGUCCUCAACUCGUACUGGAUCAACCAGGACUCGACCUACAAAUACUUCGAAGUCAUCUUGGUCGACCCUCAACACAAGGCCAUUCGCCGUGAUCCUCGGAUCAACUGGAUCGUCAAUCCUGUGCACAAGCACCGCGAAUCUCGUGGCCUCACCGCUACCGGCAAGAAAUCCCGUGGUUUGGGCAAGGGACACGGAUACAACAAGACCACCGCUGGCCGAAGAAAGACCUGGAAGAGACACAACACUUUGUCGCUCUGGAGAUACCGAUAGAUGCGAUUGUGACGACGGUCAUGGCAAUGGUCGAAAUGUGGUGGAAGAAUUUUCUAGCCGCUGGCAUGUUGCUAAGGCCGUCCUCAAUCGUAUUCGGUGGAUGUGGAUUCAAUUAUUACACAUGAUCAGCAUUACCGCUAUGAAUUGCGCGCGGGAAAAGCGACUGGAUGUUCGUCGUCUCGAAGACUUCAUGGAUAUGAGACGGGGUUGUCGAAUAUAUCAAAACCACUCGACAUCAUCGCUCAAGCUGGAGAUGGUGUCUCAUGAUAUCCCAAAACAUGAAAAUGCAAGCGAAGGUCUCUUACUGAGAUCAAAUAUGGCACCCUUGACCUAACUACCUUCC
Messenger RNA from Exophiala mesophila, 1067 nucleotides. RefSeq names its product 60S ribosomal protein L15. The transcript is spliced from 5 exons. Gene Ontology annotation, molecular function: structural constituent of ribosome; RNA binding. Lineage: Eukaryota; Fungi; Ascomycota; Eurotiomycetes; Chaetothyriales; Herpotrichiellaceae. Gene Ontology annotation, cellular component: cytosolic large ribosomal subunit; ribosome. The coding region runs from base 113 to 724 and encodes 203 amino acids. Gene Ontology annotation, biological process: cytoplasmic translation. The record is from RefSeq and is a predicted model, not a curated record.